Messenger RNA from Coffea arabica (coffee), 2292 nucleotides. Its product is annotated as pentatricopeptide repeat-containing protein At5g15340, mitochondrial. Gene Ontology annotation, biological process: RNA modification. The record is from RefSeq and is a predicted model, not a curated record. Gene Ontology annotation, molecular function: RNA binding; protein binding. Lineage: Eukaryota; Viridiplantae; Streptophyta; Magnoliopsida; Gentianales; Rubiaceae.
UUCGACAAAUCAAUGAAUAAUAAUGACAAUAAAAUUGUAUCUAGUGGCAGAUGCUAAGGAAAGGCUCUCAAGUCUACAUAAUGAGUUGAAGCGCUAGAAUCUGAAACUUUUGGCAGCCCAACUCAAGACUCUAAAGACUCGUCUUAGCACUUACUAGGAGCUAAGCAUCGAGCAUGCAUCUUGAUCUGGUUACGUCUAUGUCUGCGUACAUAAUGUUUCAGGAUGGUCGAAUGUACCCGCCAUAUCUCAUCACUGGCUCGUCACUACCGAGCUCUUCUAAGGUCCGCCGCGCGCCACCCAGAUUUGGGCGUGGGCCAGAAGCUCCACGCCACAGCCAUAACCAGCGGUCUGCUGGCUUUAUCUGCCCCAAACUCAUUCCUCCGCAACACCGUCCUCCAUUUGUACGCUGCCUGCUGUAAUUCUUACUUUGCGCGCAAGGUAUUCGACGAAAUUCCCCGCUCGCAUAAAGACACAGUUGAUUGGACUACCCUAAUGACCUGUUAUACUCGAGAUGGACUGCCUCGCGAAACCCUCAAUUUGUUCAUCACUAUGAGAAGUAUUGGAGUUCCAGUUGACGAAAUUACGCUGGUCUCUUUCUUCUGUGCUUGUGCGAAAUUGGGUGAUGAAUGGUUGGGGUAUCAAGGUUAUGUUUGCCUGGUCAAGAUGGGUUUCUGUUAUAAUAGUAUGAAGGCUUGCAAUGCGGCUAUGAGUAUGUAUGCAAAAUGUGGAUUAAUGCGUGAAGCGAGGCGGGUUUUCGAUGAGAUGAGUGAAAGGAGUGCUGUUUCUUGGACGGUUCUUUUGGAUGCUGUGAUCAAAUGGGAAUGCCUGGAAAGUGGGAGGAGAGUCUUUGAUGAGAUGCCAGAGAGAAAUGAGAUUGCUUGGACGAAAAUGAUCACGGGGUAUGUUGAGAAUGGGUGUGCUGGGGAGGCUUUUAAAAUGCUCAAGGAGAUGCUCUUUGAUCAUGGGCUAGAUUUGAACUUUGUUACACUCUGUUCAUUGUUAUCGGCUUGUACCCGAUCGGGGGAUGUUAUGAUGGGCAGGUGGUUGCAUCUCCAUUCAGUUAAAAUGAUGGGAAUUCAAAUGGAUGUUAUGGUCGCUACAUCUUUGAUUGACAUGUAUGCUAAAUGUGGCGGGAUAGCUGCGGCUUGUAGAGUAUUCAAGGCAAUGCAUCAUAGGAAUGUGGCCAUGUGGAACGCUAUGCUAAACGGUCUUGCAGUGCAUGGAAAGGGUAGCGUUGUUUUAGAUAUGUUUGAUCAGAUGGUAAUGGAGGUCAAUCCUGAUGAUGUGACUUUCACAGUUCUCUUAAAUGCUUGCAGUCACUCAGGUUUAGUUGAUCAAGGUCGAGUUUUUUUCUCAAACCUUGAAUGUAGGUAUGGGAUAAAGCCUUCAAUGGAGCACUAUGCUUGUAUGGUGGAUCUUUUGGGUCGGGCUGGACAUCUGGAAGAAGCUGAGACCAUAAUAAUGGGAAUGCCAAUGCAGCCUAAUGAGUUUGUAUUGGGAUCUCUUUUAGGUUCCUGUAUUGUCCAUAGAAAGCUAGAGUUAGGGGAAAGAGUUAUGCAAGAGCUACUUCAAAUUUAUCCGCAAAACGUGGAAUAUCAUGUUUUGCUUUCUAACAUGUAUGCCUCAGUAGGUAAGCCUGAGAAGGCUGACUCUUUCAGAGGGGUUCUUAAAAUGAGGGGCAUUAGAAGGGUGCCAGGAAUGAGUUCUGUUCAUUUUGGUGGCAAAAUUGGACGGUCUACAGCAGGGGAAAAAUCUUACCCACCGAUCAGGAGUAUACCUCGUGUUGGAGGAAUUGAAGACGUAAAAUUUAGUAAUACUUCUUAUCAAGCUUAAAUUGUGCAGAUAUAUUCUGUAUGGAUAUGAAGGAGCCACACAGACGCAGAAUGGCAGAAGGGCCGGAAGAGUUUACAAGAACUGUAUCAACUCUAAGCAGAAAGGAUAACAUACUGCAUUCGACAAUGCCUUGCUACUGUUGAGUUUAGAUGAACUGGGACAUUGAGCUUCACUAUAAAUAGCAAAGGGUUAGCUUCUGGUUUGGAUUUUUGUGAUCAUAUUUUCAUGAAUGAAAUGUGGUGGGACUGCCGGAGGAAACCUCGGACAAUCGAAAUAUACUGGUAUUCGAAGUCAUCAAGGGGACAAAAAAGUAUUGUUACAAAUCCACUAAAAUAAGGAUCGCAUCAUUCUUUUAAGGGACGAAAUUGAUGCAGUUAACUGGUAGGGAUAUCACGAUUGUUUAUUUGAUGAAAAACAAUAUGGUUCGAAAUAUAGCCGAUCUAUACCUGGAUUCACGGU